AUGCCUCCACCCCGAGUAACAGCAAUUCUCUUAUCGCCGCGCGCAAAGGCGCCCACACCUCAAACAUGCACGCACACCUUCUCAACCCAACCCCACCGACCACGCCCAAACCACCCCCAGCACCACCACCAGCGAGCCCAUAACCUCUCCAAACCCCAUAUAUACCAUUUCACAACAAGCACCCCCCGCCAAGCCAAGGAACCAAACUUCUACGAAAUCCUCGACAUCCCAAUAGGCGCAACACCAGCUGAAAUCAAAAAACAAUUCUACGCUCUCUCCCUCCGCCACCACCCAGACCGCAACCGCUCAGACCCAAGCGCAAGCCAACGCUUCGCCCGAAUCUCAGCCGCCUACAACGUCCUAAGCAACGCCCAAAAGCGUGCAACCUACGACCGCGACCACGGCUUGCACGCCGCCCCCUCCUACAGCCAUUCAGCCUCCACGCCGGGCCACACCCACGCCCACCCAAUGGGGAGCCACAGCAGCUACGCCGGAUCCCGACCUGCCAGCGGGCUCAGUAAACGGCGGAACGCGUUUCACGGGCCGCCGCCUAGUUUCUACGAACAGGGUGGGUACGGGGCCACCGGCAGGCGGGAGGAGAGGUACACGGCUGGCAAGGCCGGGCCUGGCGCUGGCGCUGGCGCUGGCGGCGGUGCGAAAGCCGGGGCAGGGUUUGCGUCGGCUGCAGGCUUUGGGUCUGGGGAGGGCGCGGCUGGGAAAGACGCUGAUCCGGAGGAUUGGGUUGGGUUUAUUAAGCGGAAUCCGGUGCAUCAUUUUAAUGCGCGGGGACAUUUCCGGACGCAGGCGGCUGAGGAUCAGAGGCGGCGGGAGAGGAGGACUAGAGCGGCUAUUGAGCAGCAUGCUGCUGAGCAUGGGGCUGGGGUGAGGACGAAUGGGGUUGCGGAUGAUACGAUGCAGAGGUUUUUCAUUGUUACGGGCAUUUUGAUAUUUGCUACUGGUGUGACUGGGUUCUUUAAAUGGCCUGCGGCCACGCCUCAUACUGCUGAUGUCGUUCAUGGGGGGAAGGCUAGGCAGAAGGAAGCAUUUUCUUGA
This is a messenger RNA of Penicillium nucicola, 1053 nucleotides long. RefSeq lists its product as uncharacterized. Lineage: Eukaryota; Fungi; Ascomycota; Eurotiomycetes; Eurotiales; Aspergillaceae. The record is from RefSeq and is a predicted model, not a curated record. Bases 1 to 1053 code for a protein of 350 amino acids. The transcript has 2 exons.